Salvia hispanica is the source of this 1710-nucleotide messenger RNA. RefSeq names its product arabinosyltransferase RRA3-like. Lineage: Eukaryota; Viridiplantae; Streptophyta; Magnoliopsida; Lamiales; Lamiaceae. The record is from RefSeq and is a predicted model, not a curated record. Gene Ontology annotation, molecular function: glycosyltransferase activity. Gene Ontology annotation, biological process: root hair cell development.
UCUACUCCUGUGAGUUGGGUGUAGAGAAAUAAUGCAGAUUAGGAGGAUUAUUUGGUUUAAUUUAUGAGUUGUUAAGUAGUGGCACUGCUGAGUUGGUGUUGAAUAAUGCUUGCUGUAGCAAUCGCGUAUUGCUAUUCCGCCGUGAGAAAGUGAUGCUUGGUGGUCGUAGAGACACCGCGUUGAUGAAGAAGGACGGCGGAAAAUCCAGAAUCGGCGCCGCCAUCUUCGUCGGAAUAUUAAUCGGUUGCGUCUUCGCCUUCUUCUAUCCCGACGGAUUCUUCGUUUUAUCGUCGACGCCGCUAAGUCGCCGCCGCGUCGCGGCCUCCGAUCAGGAGGUUAUUACCUCUUCAUGUGAAUCAUCAGAACGCAACUUGUUAAAAUCAGAGUUUGUCGCUGCUUCAGAGAAAAAUGCAGAGUUGAAAAGGCAAGUUAAGGAGUUGACGGAGAAACUUCGGUUUGCGGAGCAAGGGAAGGAUAGUGCCCAGAAACAGGUGAUGAUGUUAGGCAAACAGCAAAAGGCGGGGCCUUUUGGCACAGUUAAGGCAUUGCGAACCAACCCUGCAGUUGUACCUGAUGAAUUUGUCAACCCGAAAUUGGCCAAGCUACUGGAGAAAGUUGCUGUGAAUCAUGAAAUCAUUGUCACACUUGCCAAUUCAAAUGUUAAGGAUAUGUUGGAGGUGUGGUUCACAAAUAUCAAAAGAGUAGGGAUACCGAAUUACUUGGUCUUUGCGUUGGAUGAGGAAAUUUACAAUUUGUGCCUAGCAAAUGGUGUUCCAGUAUAUAAAAAAGAUGUAGAGGAGAUAAACGAAGAUAAGAACUUUGAAUCAAUUGCUAGAACUGGAGGAAAUCACGCUGUCUCAGGAUUGAAGUUUCGGAUCUUGAGGGAGUUCUUGCAGAUGGGAUAUAGUGUUUUGCUCUCAGAUGUUGACAUAGUCUACUUGCAAAAUCCAUUUGAGCAUCUCUACAGGGAUUCGGACGUGGAGUCCAUGACUGAUGGUCACAAUAACAUGACAGCUUACGGAUACAAUGAUGUUUUCGAUGAACCUGAAAUGGGUUGGGCUAGGUACGCUCAUACAAUGAGGAUAUGGGUUUACAACUCUGGAUUCUUCUAUAUUAGACCCACAGUCCCCUCUAUCGAGCUCUUGGAUCGUGUGGCUGGUAGGCUGGCUCGAGAGAAUGCUUGGGACCAAGCAGUCUUCAACGAGGAGCUGUUCUACCCAUCACAUCCUGGUUAUGAGGGGCUUCAUGCAUCAAGAAGAACUAUGGAUCAUUACUUGUUCAUGAACAGUAAAGUUCUCUUCAAAACCGUCAGGAAAGACUCACAGCUGCGCAAGCUGAAGCCAGUCGUAAUCCAUGUAAAUUAUCACCCUGAUAAGCUGUGGCGAAUGAAGGCAGUUGUGGAUUACUACGUGAACGGGAAGCAAGAUGCUUUGGAUCCCUUCCCUGAUGGUUCAUCUUAGUAGAAACUCAAAACGUUUCUACUAGUGUGUCAUAGCAAUCGCUUCACUAUACAGGUAAACUGCCACGAGAUCUUUUUUCGUUUGGUAUGUCACGAAUAAGAACCCCUCAGCAUCUGCUUAACUAUAAAAACUCUUUUGGCAUUUCUCCAUUUCUGAGUCUGUGUUGAGCAUUGUCAUCUGGAUUCGUUGGACCGAGAAUUUGUAUAAGAAAUGGUUUUACUAAUUUAUUUUACAGUUAGUGUUUCAGCAA